Molecule: messenger RNA, 3570 nt
Organism: Helobdella robusta
Lineage: Eukaryota; Metazoa; Annelida; Clitellata; Rhynchobdellida; Glossiphoniidae
Exons: 25
Coding region: 53-3256 (1067 amino acids)
Biological process (GO): alanyl-tRNA aminoacylation; tRNA modification
Cellular component (GO): mitochondrion; cytoplasm
Molecular function (GO): amino acid binding; alanine-tRNA ligase activity; nucleic acid binding
Source: RefSeq, a predicted model, not a curated record
GUUUCUUGAAAAUUUCCCUAUUAUUAGCAAGAAAAUAAAAUAAAGAAAGAAGAUGGAUUCAUCAAUGACAUCAAAGGAUGUCAGAGAUGGUUUCAUUGAGUUCUUCAAAGAAAAGAAGCACACGUACGUCCAUUCAUCGUCUGUCAUUCCACUUGACGACCCCACCCUCCUAUUCACUAAUGCUGGCAUGAAUCAGUUCAAGCCAAUUUUUUUAGGCACAGCUGACCCAAAGAGUGAGAUGGGGAGAUUGGUGAGAGCAGUGAACACGCAGAAGUGCAUCAGAGCUGGGGGCAAGCACAACGAUUUGGAUGAUGUCGGCAAAGAUGUCUACCACCAUACCUUCUUUGAAAUGCUUGGCAACUGGUCGUUUGGAGAAUAUUUCAAGAAAGAAGUGACGGAGUGGGCGUGGGAACUUCUAACAGUUCGAUGGAAGAUGCCCAAAGAUCGAUUGUACGUCACAUAUUUUGGAGGAGACCGAGAAAGAAACCUACAGCCUGAUCUGGAGGCCAGAGAUUGCUGGAUCAAAUUGGGCCUGCCGCCAGAGAGAGUCAUGCCAUUUGGAAUGAAGGAAAACUUUUGGAUGAUGGGUGAAACAGGUCCCUGUGGCCCAUGCUCUGAAAUCCAUUUCGACAGGAUUGGUGGUCGAAAUGCCGCUCAUCUUGUUAACAUGGAUGUUCCAGACGUCCUAGAGAUAUGGAAUCUCGUGUUCAUCACUUAUAACAUGGAAUCCGAUGGUUCCUUGAAGGACCUUCCAAAAAAGAACAUAGACUGUGGGAUGGGGCUUGAAAGGGUUGUUUCUGUGAUCCAGGGUAAAGGUUCCAAUUACGACACCGACCUGUUUCAGCCACUUUUCCAGGCUAUUAAUAACACAAUGCAGUGCAGAAAGUACACUGGCAAGGUUGGAGAGGAAGACAAGGAUGGAGUGGACAUGGCCUACAGAGUGGUGGCAGACCACGUCAGGACUCUUACGGUUGCUCUGUCAGACGGUGGCCGGCCGGAUAACGUUGGCAGGGGAUAUGUUCUCAGAAGAAUUCUCCGAAGAGCCAUUAGAUACGCCACUGAGAAAUUAAACGCCAAACCCGGCCAGUUGGCUUCAUUGGUUGAUGCUGCCAUUUUUAUUCUGGGUGGGGCUUUCCCUGAGAUCAAGAAAGAUCCUGAUACUGUGAAAGACAUAAUUAAUGAAGAAGAGGCCCAAUUUUUGAAGACCCUAUCAAGAGGUCGAAGGUUACUGGAACGUACCAUUGACAAAUUAGGGGGUGCCAAGAUACUACCUGGUGACAUAGCCUGGAGACUGUACGACACGUAUGGAUUCCCCGUUGACCUGACCCAGUUAAUGGUGGAAGAGAGAAAGAUGAAGAUUGAUCACGUCGGAUAUGAGGAGGCAAAGAAAAAGGCGCAGUUGCUCUCUCAAGGAGGUGGAGCCACAGUGGAUGAAGAGAUCUCAUUGGACGUCCACUCAAUCAAUGAAUUGAAAUCGACCAAUCAGGCGAUCACUGAUGAUUCACCUAAAUUUGAAUAUACAGCUGAUGAUAAGGGAAAUUAUGUCUUUCAGAGCUGUCAAUCAAAAAUAAUGGCGAUACGAAAGGGCAAAAAGUUCGUGAACGAAGUAACACCUGGCGAGGAGUGUGGAAUUCUAUUGGACAGGACUAAUUACUACGCUGAGCAGGGCGGCCAGAUAUAUGACGAGGGGUACAUUGUCAGGUGUGACGAUGAGAGUAACGAGAUUAAAGUGAAAAAUGUGCAAGUGUAUGCUGGCUACAUUUUGCAUGUCGGAAAUGUUGAAGGACAUUUCAAAGUUGGAGACGUCGUUAAGUGUUUCAUUGAUGAGGACCGACGCAAAGGUAUAAUGAAGAACCACACCGGCACUCAUGUACUAAACUUCUCACUGAGGAAGGUUCUUGGAAGCACCGAUCAAAAAGGUUCUCUCGUAGCACCUGACAGAAUGAGAUUUGAUUUCACUGCCAAGGAGGCUCUGAAGCCAUCAGAGGUGGAAAGUGUAGAGAAGAUAAGUAACACAUUCACUCGAGGUGGUCGCACAGUGUACUCGAAGGUCGUUCCUCUGGCACAGGCCAAAGCCAUUCAAGGAUUGAGAGCUGUCUUUGAUGAGACUUACCCAGAUCCCGUAAAAGUGGUUUCAAUUGGGACACCAAUUGAAGAACUCCUGAAAGAUCCUAAUGGCCGCCAUGGCUACGAAACUUCCGUGGAAUUUUGCGGAGGAACCCACCUGGUGAGAAGUGACGACAUUGGAAGUUUGGUGAUCGUUUCAGAGGAGGCCAUUGCCAAAGGACAAAGAAGAAUUGUUGCUGUAACUGGAACAGAUGCUAAGAAGGCUCUGCAUAGAUCUGAACUGCUCGAAAAGACUUACGAAGAUCUGAAGGAGAAAGUUGACGGCAGCCAGAGCAGUGAUGUGUCAGUGCAGAAGGCUCUUGUGAGGGAGAUCGUCGAACUGACUAAUGAAGUGAACCAGGCCGUGAUACAGUCUUGGAAGAAGGACAAUAUGAGAAAUAAUUUGAGCAGCCUCAAAAAAAUCUUGGAUGAUGUUGAGAGGAAGAAAAAAGCUGCUAUCUCUAAUGAGGUGUUAUCAGAAGUGCUAAGAUGCACAGUUCAAGAGGAUUGGUGCAGUGUUUAUGUCGUCAGAGAGUUCAAGGCACUUUCUGAUGCUAAGGCGCUGGAUGGAGCACUGAAGCAAUACAAGACAAACUUGCCAAACACAUCUUGCAUGCUGUUUUCUGUUGACUUCGAGAAUGGCAAGAUAUUGUGCAUGGCAGCCGCUGCACAGGAUCACAUAAAGCAAGGACUGAAGGCCAAUGAAUGGAUAGGGAGCAUCCAGGAACUAAUCAAAGGAAAGGGUGGAGGCAAGGAUAUGAACGCUCAGGCCACUGGAACACAGCCAGACCAACUGAACGAAGCAAUGAAGCAAGCUUCGCGUUAUGCAGUCAGCAAGUUGCAACUCCUACAAAUGGACAACGUCAAGCCAAUCUCGGACUCUGGAACCCUUCAAAAAGUUCAACCUAUCAUAGAGGCCCAUCUAUCUAAUCGCAGUUACAUUGCAAGUCACCGUCCCAGCCAGAAUGAUUCCGUCGUAUUUAGAGCGUUAGAAUCAGCCAUCUUGUGUCCGGAAAAGUUUCCUAACUUGUGUAGAUGGCGCAAGCACCUCUCCUCAUUCGGUCUGCAGGUUUACAAGUUGCCUGGGGUGUGCAAAAGUUUCGAUGAAAUCAUCGCAUCCAUCCAAUCAAUGCCUGGCGGAGAUAAUUAAUAAGGAUGAAGAUGAUCAUGAUGAGAUAAUUGAGAAUAAGAAUAAUAAUAACAACAUCAAUAAAGGAUAUAAUCAAUAACGAAAUAAUUUAAUGAUCUUACAGAACAGUUUUUAGAGAGUUAAUGAUAUUUCAGUAAUGUCAUUCUAUAAUAAUCACCUUUUAAAUUUCUAAUAAAUAGAUGCCAUUAAUUGAACAAUGCGACGAAUUGAUAAGAUUUAUGCAGCACAUCUAGCACGCACUUUCAGUUAUUAUAUAAUAAAUCACAAUAUUUAUAAUAACAACUAUGUGAAACGUAAAAGCAUGUUAAUGAAAA